AUGCCUUAUCACCGUGAAUGUUUCUUGGUUGUCGGUGCUCAGUCGUGCCACAGCGUAGCCGCCGCGACCUACCCUGGCCUUCCCUUUGAGGGUUACCAACGUCUGGAACAUCGUCGCCGCCGCUGGCUGAAGGACACCUUUGCACGGGACCUCUUCCAGGUUCUUCGUGGGCGUGUCCCCCAAGAAGUUUGCGGAAACAUCGCCGUCUACUUUGCUCGUGAACGAGCCAUACGAGUUUUCCAACAGCAUUGGUUACAGAACCAUCCGCUCCGGCAAGGAAACAUAUCAGUCCCUGUCCACCGCGGCGUGACACUAUGGGCUCAGUAUGUUCAUUAUGAGGGCAAUCGGUACAUCCGGUCGUUCUCGUAUGACUCACGCGGUGGUGACGAGGACGUUGUUCUUGAUUGGAAUACCGAGAAACUCCCCAAUGUCUUCAUCCGCCAUAGCGGCCUGGGAGUCAACAAGAUUAUCGUCACCGAAGAUGAUGAAGCCCCUAACGUGGAGCAAGUUGAAGGGGGCAUGUUUUACUUGAAAGCAACACUUGAUGGCGUUAAGAUUCGACACUUGGGUAUUGUCAAAUCUCCAGACAGAUUUUUGGAGUUCCAAUACGAUGGCCCUUGUGAGAUACGAUGGGCUAUACCUCCAGCACCCGUCAAGCACUCGCCAAAAAUCCCACUUCCUAAAGACCUUGAUUCCCAAUUCGUACGAGCCUUUGAUUGGAACAAGCCUGGGACAUUGGGUUAUUCUUUCCUUGUUUUAGGCGAUGUCAUUCUUCAUUUCAAUUCUCACCAGGCCGGAACGUCAGCAGCUCCUGAGGACUAUGACCGAUUUGGCAUCUAUCCUGUCACGCGACUCUAUCUUGCCAUGAGCCCUGGCGAGAGUGUCUCAGAACUCUGGGUCCGCACCUAUUACGAAACUCAUUCCACACUCAUCGUCGUCACGAAUUACAGCCGCAGCUUCGUCGUUGGUACCCAGGCUGAUCUGCCCAGUGCAACAUAUCAUGCCAUUGCUAAAUUACCACAGAACAAGCCCUGUCGUAUGUUUCACGCAGAGUCAUACUAUUGCGACAUCGCGUGGCUUCACUUCGAUUCCGUGUCCACAUGGAGACACCCAGAAAAGCGUCAAAUCCAGUCUAUCUGGGGAAGUGCGCUGGAGUGGCCGACCCAUUUGUUCCCAAGACAUCGACCAGCCUAUUAUACAUCGGCGAAACUGGAUGGUGUCAGGGAGAUUACGCCUUGUAUGAUGCUCCCGUUAUGGUACCAUGGCCAGGGCGAAAAGAUCACCGGCCUGCUGCUCUCUUACACUAAUGGUACUCGGAGCUCUGUCGGGGAGGUUCGCCCCGACAGACUGGGAACACCAAAGGCCGUGAUUUCAGAUACUAUGUUCAUACAGUACAAGGGUACUUCUCAAGAUGUUCUAGAAGCGAACAGACACCUAGUGGAAUUUGGAAUCGACUGGUUCGGAUUUUCAGAACCACUAUCCUCUGUCUCUUCCGAUGAGAAAAUUGAUAACGUCGAUGACGAAUCUCACGAACGGACGACGUCUCCCAGGCAGGGGAUGAUUCUAGCGAAGACGGGGAUUAUCACGAGCCUGUCAAACCCUGAUGACUACUAUGAACUGUUGUAUGACAAGCGCAGUACACUAAAAGACGAGAUGCGUCAUGUCCUCGCUGAGCACGCUACUAUGGCCAGACAGGAGCCGAUCGUCAAAUCAUUGUCCAUCUUGGUUGGGGAUGUUGGUCCAGACAAUCUUGAGAGAGUUUACCAAAAUGCCGAAAACAAUGACAACUACGACAUCUUCGGGCUUUGA
Fusarium redolens is the source of this 1809-nucleotide messenger RNA. RefSeq lists its product as uncharacterized. The transcript has 6 exons. Bases 1 to 1809 code for a protein of 602 amino acids. The record is from RefSeq and is a predicted model, not a curated record. NCBI's taxonomy places the organism in Eukaryota, Fungi, Ascomycota, Sordariomycetes, Hypocreales, Nectriaceae.